AUGCUUGAUGACGCUGCAAAGAUGGUCAUGCUCAAUGGAGAUAUUAAAGAUACUCCGGAAGUUCUCAAACUCGCCUUGUUUACCGAUGUGAAGGACAGGUACAAGUAUGAGUACACGCCGAACUCUGACGAUUAUCUGAAUGGAUUCAAUGAAGUUUUCGGCGAUGACUACAAGGAGCUGUAUUCUGAUAACGCUGGUUCGAGCGUGACCAAUGCUGUACAGUUCUAUACGCAGGAGCGUUUGCGCAAAGCAGCGAUCAAUGACGGCUAUAUUGCCCAGUCUCUUGGUUUCAGAAGCCUUACCGACUAUUAUGAGGCAUAUCCGGAAGCAAAAGAAAAAUAUAAUGCAGAAAACGUAAGAACCAUCAAGCGAGAAUAUGACAGGGCGGCAAAUAAUAUCCGUUCGAGCUUUUCCAUGUUGGCAAUGGCAAGCGGAGAAGAUGUCAAUUACGCCAAUAUGCUUGAAGGAUACGAUGAAAAGGCCGCUGCAAAAUACGAUAAAGCCAUUCGCGGAAUCGGAGGCGAGGAAGCGCCCGAACGCAUUGACGAUAAGGGCUAUGCCUAUGCUUUCGUGAAAAGCCUUGAAAUGGCUGGCAUCAAUCUGGCUGACAACAUUCUUAGCCCGCUUGAUUUCUUUGUGUUUGAACGUGAUGACGCAGGACGCGAGCGCGAUUUGAGAAACACUUUCUCCACGCGUAACGAGGCAAGGAACUAUAUCGAAUACGCUAUCAGUCAGAUACCCGAUGAAGCGGUUCGCAAUGCAGAAAUUGAGAAAUUCAAUUCGUAUCAGGGCGAUAUUUAUGACUAUAAUUAUCGUAUCCGUGGAGAAAGCGUUGCAAAUUGGCGUAUCUCCCUUGCCGAGAACAGUCGUAUCGUUGCAGAAGAACUUGCAACUCAUCUUUCCGAGGAAGAAGAAGCGUUUGCAUACAAUGCCGCCAAUGUAGAAACGAACAUUGGUAUGAUGAUCGAAAACGCCGCUCUUGUUGGCCUGUCUGGCGGUAGUGGCAUUGCUGGCAUUGCUGGCGCAUCCGCUAUCUACGGUCUCCCCGAAGGUGCAGACCUUGGCAGACGCAUCUAUGAGAAAACGGGAGACCUUGAUUCUGCGCAGGUGUUUGGUCUUGGCGCGAGUGUUACAAUUGGUACGCUCGAAAGCAUUACGGAUGCUAUGUUUACUGGCAUCGGUAAAUGGCUUGAUAUUCCCACGUUCAAGAUUUCCAAUGCGUACAUUGAGAAGAUGGUGUCCAGCGUUGCGGCAAAGUUCCCGAAUCGUAUUCCCGGCAUCCUGAACCGUGCAUUCAAGAUCACGAAUUCGCUUACUUCGCUUGCGGGUGAAUCUAUCACGGAAGGUUUGCAGGAAGCAAUUGAGUAUGCGGCGCUUGAAACGAUUUAUUACGCCGCGACUGGUGAGAGCGAAUUCGACAUAAACGUUCUCAAAGAAAACGCUGUGGGCGGCGUUGAAAUGGCUCCCUUCCUGAAACUAUUCGGCUCCGGAAUCGACUAUGUAGGCAAGAUGUUGAGCGGAAAUACGAAAAAGGCCGCUGGAAAUGUUGCAGCCAUGAAGGUUGCGGCGCAGGAAAGCGCGAAGGAAGCGGCUGAACAGCUUUAUGAGGAAAGCAAGAAAGCUGAUAUUGAAAAGCUGUCCGCUCAGAAGAUGGCUGAAAGUGUGUCCGAAAUCGAGAACAGCGCAGAGAAACAGGCUGUGGAGGAAGCAAAGGCGGCGUUUGAAGCUGCUGAUGCGGACUAUAAUAGCAAGGUAGCGGCACAGGAAGAAGCGAAAAAUACCGUUGCAGAGCUUGCACAGCAGCAGCAGGAAGCGGGAACGGAAGAUGUUGUAUCCGCGAGUGAAGCGCUUGCUAAAGCCACGGAGAAGAUGAACGAAGUGAAUGCUGCGGCUGAUAAAGCGCUCGAAGCCCGUAACGCUGCCGAAAGUGUGUACAAGACUGCGGAUAAAGUUCUUUCAGAUUUCAAAGAAAGAUUCGUUCAGAGCAAACGCGCGGAGGCAGAAGCAGAGAUCAACGCGAACGAGGAAGCCAUGCGUGCCCGUGCGAACGAAGAAGCACAGGCGAAGUAUGCUGAACGCUUGGACAAAGUAGCUACGGAAUAUGCUAAAAAGCUGGCUGGCGAAGAUGCUACUUCCAUCGAUGUGGACAAUAUGCGCAAGAGCAUUGAGAAGAAGGCCGACAAGAUCAUUCAGAAGGUCGAAGGCAAAAUGCAAGCCCUCAAAGGAAACGUUGAGCAGAUGCUUCCCGGGUGGAAGGUUGUGUAUGAUGACACGCUGAAAAGUGCGGACGGCUAUAUGGAUCCCCGCACUCAACAGAUUGUUUUGAAGGGAAACAACGGCAAGCUCAGUCUCAAUUCUCUUAAAAACGUUGUUGUCCAUGAGCUCGUCCAUGUGCUCAAAAGCGUUAAUCAGUCGGCAUAUGAUGCGUUUGAAAAGACGAUUCUUGAUGCGCAGUACAAGGGCAAUGCUGAUACUCUCGCUGCCGAUAUUCGCGCGAAAAUUGAGAACUACAAGACGAUUUCCAAUGGAAAAGUCACGCUUGAUGAGAAUACCGCCCGUGAAGAAGUUGUUGCCGAGCUUGCACAGCAGAACCUUUUCGGAAAGGAUAUUCUCGCGCUCAACCGUUUAGUACUCUGCGUUGAUACCACUGCU
This is a messenger RNA of Cylicocyclus nassatus, 2652 nucleotides long. NCBI's taxonomy places the organism in Eukaryota, Metazoa, Nematoda, Chromadorea, Rhabditida, Strongylidae. The record is from the annotation of a GenBank genome assembly.